AUGGUCAAUACUCCGCCGGCCAAGGCCGUCUCUGAGGGUCGCCGCGAGAGGGAGACAUUCAGAUAUGACAGUUCCUUGAUCGCACAUACAGUCUACAACGACCCAAACAAUCUCAAGCCAUCCUCGGAACUUCGGUCAUGUCCUGAUGCGGCACUCACUUCCUUCGCUGAACUCGGCGCUCUACGCCUGAAUGCGACCCGGGCCAUGAUAUCCCUCUUCGACAGCAAGUAUCAGUACGUCAUUGCUGAAGCUACGCAGUCACUGGCUCUGACUCCCGACACCAAUCCUCCAGAAACCCAGCGCGGGGAUAUCGACCAGCUGCUACUGUGCGGCACUGCUAUCCCACGAUCUUCCGGCAUAUGCGAGCUCAUCCUCUCAAUCUCCGAUCACCUCGACGAACAACAUCCUUCGGGUCCCCAUCAGCUACCUGUUACCGUUAUUCCAGACCUUUCUGAAGAUCCUAGGACCUCCCAGCGAGCCUUCUGUCUCAACACGCCGCAAUGUCGCUUCUAUGCCGGAGUCCCAAUCCGUUCACAAAACGGUAUACACAUUGGUGUCUUUAGCAUCUACGGAGAUACCCCGCGCAAAAGCUUUGACAAUGUGGAAAAUCAACUUAUGCAGGAUAUUUCGAAAGUGAUCUUGAACUACCUCGACGCAAAACGGAACAGGGACGAUCACCGACGCGCAGACAGGAUGGUUCGCGGCGUUGGCAGCUUCAUCGAGGGCAAGAGCACCAUGUCGGGAUGGAGGGACAUGAAUAAUAUUGACUCGUUCAAUGACCACCCGUCAUUUGAGGGGGCUCUGAACAAGAACCAGCAAAGGAUCGAACGCAACAAAGAAAAGGUGGCAUUCGAGACCUCUCAAACACAACAACAUCAGUCGUCUGCUGUUGCGAUGCAGAAUGCGCCACAGCCAAAAGUCCAAGCACCAGAUGAUAAGCCAGUCUCGCCAACAGCGGAUUCUCGACCUUAUCCUCAGCCAAACCAAGACUCGGAAGCACUGCCAUCUGUGUCUGGGGCCUCCUUGGAAAGUAUUCGCUCAGGGACAGAAAGUGUUUCGCAGGGAGACGGUGACUCGCACAUAUCACAUAUUCGGCACAUUUUCUCAAAGGCCGCCAACAUUGUUCGAGAAGCUAUCGAGGUUGAGAGCGUGCUUUUUGUGGACGCCAGUAUCGGCUCGUUCGGAGGGCUUGCUGUCCCUAGAGCGACCAACAUGAGGUCUGCCAGGGGCCGAGGCUCAUCCUCAUCAUCUAGUGACGAGCAAACAAGCCCCAGUCGAAGUACCGGGAGUGUUUUGGGCAGCGAUAGCGACCAAGACGACAGCCUAUGUGCGGUCCUCGGCUUCUCGAGCUCAUCUAUCUCAAGCGUCGACGGAGACAUACCGUCUCUGAAUCACACCUCCGUAUCCGAAAAGUUUCUUACGAAAUUGUUACGAAGAUAUCCGCAAGGUAAAAUUUUCAGCUUCGACGAGAACGGCUCUAUCCAAUCCAGCGACCAUUCCGGCGACGACCAUAUCGCACAGCCAGAAACACCACUUCAGGAGAUAGUAGAUUUUAUACAGGGCCCAACCGAGGACGAACGGCAACGAAACAAGAAACGAAAGCGUGCCUACUCGAGACGAAACGAAGGGAAAACUCUCAGCGGCCUAUUUUCAGGAACCCGAAGCAUGGCCAUCAUACCUUUGUGGGACGUACAAAAGCAACGUUGGUACGCAGGUGGAUUCGCCUGUACCAAGACUCCAACUCGAGUGCUUACCAUCGAAGGCGAGCUCAGCUACCUACGCGCCUUUGCAUCAGUCAUCAUGUCAGAGGUCGAUCACGUCAGCUCGAUGCUUGUUGACAAGGCGAAGACGGACCUGUUGAGCUCACUUUCUCAUGAGCUACGCUCCCCGCUCCACGGCAUUAUUCUUGGCGCAGAGUUGUUGCACGAUACCACCAUGGACGCUUUCCAGGGAGAGACAUUGGUUUCGAUCGAAAAUUGUGGUCGCACACUGCUGGAAACAAUAGACCAUCUCUUGGACUGGAGCAAGAUCAACAACUUCAUCGGCCCGUCAAAGCACCGGAGAAACUCAACCACAUUUGGUGAGCGAGGCUUGAGAGCUCGGGAUCGAAAGAUUAGCAUCGAAGCUGGUAUGAUGAGCAUCACAUCAAAUGUCGAAGUCGACGUUCUGUCGGAAGAGGUUGUCGAGAGUGUUUGUGCUGGUUUCAGUUACCAACGCGUCUCUGUGGCCCAACUUGCGGGCAAUAGACCGACAGACCACGCCGAUACUACGGCAUUACGCAGACUUGACAGUAUGCAAGCAAUGGAAGAAAUGGCGACGAGAACCAACAAUAUCGGGGAUUUACAACUCGUCCUCGGAGACGUAUCCGUCACUUUCGACAUUUCACCCGCGGUCUCCUGGGGUUUCCAUACCCAGCCUGGAGCUUUGAGGCGAGUCAUCAUGAAUCUCCUAGGGAACUCGCUCAAGUACACAGAAAAGGGAUUCGUCAACGUCAAUGUUAACCAGCUGGCCCCGUUGACUGAUGUACCAUCCACCAAGGCUAUCAUUCAAAUCGACGUGGUAGAUUCUGGACGUGGCAUUAGUCAUGAAUACCUACAACAUCAUCUAUUCGCGCCCUUCGCUCAGGAGGACUCUUUUUCUGCCGGAGCCGGUCUCGGUCUAAGCUUGGUCAAGCGGAUAGUUAGCAAGCUGCGUGGGUCUAUCCAGGUAUGGAGUAAGGUCGGACGAGGGACGAAAGUGAGGGUUCAACUUCCCUUGCUAUGCGCCAACCCAGCAUCAUCAACGGUAGCCAACGUGGAAGAUGGCAACAUUGAUGCCUUUCGGGCAUCUGUCGGCGAACUCAUGGGUCUAAGAGUCAAAUUGUUGGGUUUCCCUGAAGACUACGGAGUCAAAAUGCCCGACGAGUUGGCCAGCAACACCCCCAGCGAAGGAGCACUGGUCACAAAUCUCUGCAGGGAAUGGCUUCAUAUGCAAAUCAUUGACCAGUCCAUCCCGCCCUCGCAACAACUCCUUCCCGACUUGGUUCUGUCUACAGAAAAGCAACUAGAGCAGCUUUUGACGGAGCGCCGCUUAGGCAUCAUUAACACACCGGUCGUGGUGAUAUGCCGGAACGCGCUUAUCGCGCGCCAACUAGCUACCUCGGCACGAUUCACCGGUAAUCGCAUUGUAUUUGAGUUCAUCUCACAGCCGAUCGGUCCGAGAAAACUUGCCAAGGUGCUUUUGCUGAGCUUCAAGCGAUGGACGAAAACGCAAGAACGGGCGAUACCAACUCCUACAAUGUUAUCCUUGGCCAGCCCAGAAGCGUCCAACGCGGGCGGCGACACGCCGACUGGGUGUGCACAAGAUAGACUCACGGACGUGGGAAGCACCGAAGCCCUUCUAGACGUUCCGACCGGAGAGGAUCUCCCCGAGAGAUCGAAGGAGUUGCCAAAUACCGAAUUCGAAGCAAAGCAGAGUGUGGACGACCAAGCUGUGCAGGCGAGAGAAACGGAGCCAAGGCCUGAGGAUGUCGCUCUACCGGACACGCCGGAAGAACAUCCCAAGAGGCCAACGCUCGAUGGCCAAGACACCCCCCGAUUGUCUCACAGACCUAAGAAGACGGGAGGAUCUCGACCCAAGUUUCUCCUGGUGGACGACAACCCACUCAACCUCAAGAUGUUGGCAACGUACAUGACGAGGCUUGGACACGACUAUCGGAACGCAAGAGACGGGCAAGAAGCGUUAGACGAGUUCCGCCGAGCACCGGGCGAGUAUCACUGUAUUCUGAUGGACAUCUCGAUGCCUGUGAUGGACGGCUUCGAGGCGACACGACGGAUUCGUGCUAUAGAGACGAAAGACAGCCUGUCACGCUGUCUGAUAAUCGCGCUUACGGGAUUGGCAUCAGCCAAUGCACAGCAAGAAGCGUUUGCGAGUGGCAUCGAUCUAUUCCUGACUAAACCUGUGCGGCUGAAGGAGCUAAGCAAGAUACUGGAGAGCAAGGAUAUAGCAUGA
This is a messenger RNA of Colletotrichum costaricense, 3990 nucleotides long. Its product is annotated as hsp90-like protein. Bases 1 to 3990 code for a protein of 1329 amino acids. Gene Ontology annotation, molecular function: phosphorelay sensor kinase activity; protein binding. NCBI's taxonomy places the organism in Eukaryota, Fungi, Ascomycota, Sordariomycetes, Glomerellales, Glomerellaceae. Gene Ontology annotation, biological process: phosphorylation; phosphorelay signal transduction system. The transcript is spliced from 3 exons. The record is from RefSeq and is a predicted model, not a curated record.